AUGAAAAAUUCCAUCCCAAGAGAUAUUUUAAUUAAAGAAAUGGAAGAGCUUAUAAAUAAAUUAUUAGAAAUAUUAAGGGAAAAAAAUGAUUAAGAUAAGCCAAUUUUCAAUAACAAUGAUUAUCAUGGUCAUUAGAGAAGUUCAUAAUCAACAGUAGAAUAAACAACCACUUUAAGAGCUGAGUUAGAAUAAUUCAAAUAAGAAUUUGAAAAGGCUAAAUUCAGCUUACUUCUAGUACCACUUGAAAAGAAAGAGUUUUAGGAAUAUUUAUAAAAACAAUCAGAACUUCCAAAAAGUAAAGUUUCAGCUUCAUAUGUGAAUAGUUUUAUCAAUUUUAAUAAUUCAGAUAUUGAUCGACAAAAAGCUGAAGAUAUUAAAUAAUAAUUAUAUAAUUUUGUUCAAAACUAAUAAUAAAAUAAUUAACUCACUUGUGAAACACAUAAAAAAAGAAUUGAAUUUUUAAACUUAUCAAAUGAUCCAAAUAUUUAAAAUAGAACAUUAUGUUCGAGUUGUCCUAAGGGUGGAAUAAAAUUGUCAGAAUUCUUAGAAUAAUAUUUAAUAAAUUUCUUUGAAUUUAAAACAAAUUCAGAAAAAAAAGGAUCUAUUAUAAAUAAAUAAAUAUAAGAUCUAUCUAAUUUACUUCUUUAAAAAAAAAACAUCAAUCAAUUAUACUCUGAUUUAAAUAUAUCAUUAUAAUCAAGAAUAGAAAUUAUUGAUAGAAUUGCUGGAUCUUAAUUAAAUAAUUUUAAUUAUUUAAAUCAUAUGGCUCAAGAUUAUGUAAAGACUUAAGCUAUUUUUCUUAAAUGGAAAUAAGAAUUUGAUGAGAAAUUAUAAGCAAAACUAAAAGAAGACUUUGAAGAUGUAUAAGUUCAAAUAUAAAGUAAUAUUCAAAAUAGGGAAGAUGAAAAACUUAAAAUUUCAUAAUCAAUUCAAAAUCAAUAAUACAAAUUAUUAAAUACAAUAUAAUAACCUUAAAUAUGCUAAGUCUUAACCUUUAAUAGAAAUGAUGAAUUGAUAGCAACAGCAAAAAAUAAUGUAAUAGUUAUAUGGAGUUUUUAUAAAGGCUAAAUGAAAUAUAUUACAGAGUUAAAGGGACAUUAAAAAGAAAUAAGUUGUCUAUUAUUUGAUUAGAAUACAGAAGUAUUAAUUUCUGCUGGUGGAGAUGGUGAUGGCCUUUUAAACCUUUGGAAAUAUCUAGGAAAUAAUUAAUGGAUGUUGUAAAAUAAAAUUGAAAAUACUGUAGGCAUUAAAGUAAUAGUUUUUGAUUCAAACAAAAAAUAUUUAAUUGUUGGAUGUUAAAAAGGCAAAAUUAAAAUAUUUCAAUAUUAUCCAGAAAUACCCUUCAUUGAAUUUGAAUAAGAAAUAGAAUUGGAUUCAAAAUAAGCAAUUUUUGGACUUACCCUUAAUAAUUCUAAAACAACAAUAGUGUCNUUAGAAUAAUUCAAAUAAGAAUUUGAAAAGGCUAAAUUCAGCUUACUUCUAGUACCACUUGAAAAGAAAGAGUUUUAGGAAUAUUUAUAAAAACAAUCAGAACUUCCAAAAAGUAAAGUUUCAGCUUCAUAUGUGAAUAGUUUUAUCAAUUUUAAUAAUUCAGAUAUUGAUCGACAAAAAGCUGAAGAUAUUAAAUAAUAAUUAUAUAAUUUUGUUCAAAACUAAUAAUAAAAUAAUUAACUCACUUGUGAAACACAUAAAAAAAGAAUUGAAUUUUUAAACUUAUCAAAUGAUCCAAAUAUUUAAAAUAGAACAUUAUGUUCGAGUUGUCCUAAGGGUGGAAUAAAAUUGUCAGAAUUCUUAGAAUAAUAUUUAAUAAAUUUCUUUGAAUUUAAAACAAAUUCAGAAAAAAAAGGAUCUAUUAUAAAUAAAUAAAUAUAAGAUCUAUCUAAUUUACUUCUUUAAAAAAAAAACAUCAAUCAAUUAUACUCUGAUUUAAAUAUAUCAUUAUAAUCAAGAAUAGAAAUUAUUGAUAGAAUUGCUGGAUCUUAAUUAAAUAAUUUUAAUUAUUUAAAUCAUAUGGCUCAAGAUUAUGUAAAGACUUAAGCUAUUUUUCUUAAAUGGAAAUAAGAAUUUGAUGAGAAAUUAUAAGCAAAACUAAAAGAAGACUUUGAAGAUGUAUAAGUUCAAAUAUAAAGUAAUAUUCAAAAUAGGGAAGAUGAAAAACUUAAAAUUUCAUAAUCAAUUCAAAAUCAAUAAUACAAAUUAUUAAAUACAAUAUAAUAACCUUAAAUAUGCUAAGUCUUAACCUUUAAUAGAAAUGAUGAAUUGAUAGCAACAGCAAAAAAUAAUGUAAUAGUUAUAUGGAGUUUUUAUAAAGGCUAAAUGAAAUAUAUUACAGAGUUAAAGGGACAUUAAAAAGAAAUAAGUUGUCUAUUAUUUGAUUAGAAUACAGAAGUAUUAAUUUCUGCUGGUGGAGAUGGUGAUGGCCUUUUAAACCUUUGGAAAUAUCUAGGAAAUAAUUAAUGGAUGUUGUAAAAUAAAAUUGAAAAUACUGUAGGCAUUAAAGUAAUAGUUUUUGAUUCAAACAAAAAAUAUUUAAUUGUUGGAUGUUAAAAAGGCAAAAUUAAAAUAUUUCAAUAUUAUCCAGAAAUACCCUUCAUUGAAUUUGAAUAAGAAAUAGAAUUGGAUUCAAAAUAAGCAAUUUUUGGACUUACCCUUAAUAAUUCUAAAACAACAAUAGUGUCAUGCGGAGCGGAUAUGGUAUUAAGAAUACAUUUAUUGGAUUCAAAAUUUAAAUGUAUCAAUUAAAGAGGUUGUGAUUCUGCAGGAAUAAGGGUAUAAUUUAUUGAUGAAUAAUCCUUUGUAUUAGUUCAAAAGAAUGGGUGGUUGAUUUAUUAUUAAAUUGAAUGGUAAACAAUUAAGGAAAUAUAAAAAAUUUCAUUAUCUUCAGAAAAUCGUGAUUAUAUUUACUCCCCUAUAUAUUAUAAUUCAGUGAAAAGGCUCUUAAUUGUUAAACAUUACAGAACAAUACAUUUUUUACGAAGAUUGAACAAUGGAACUUUUGAAAAGAUAACUUACUUAAAAUAUCAAUCGAAUAUUCUAUAUGCCACCAUAUCGAAUGAUGGAAAUUACUUAGUCACUUGGAUUGAUUAAGAAAAAGAGUAAAAGAUAGAAGACUAAAGAAUUCUACAAUAUCAAAUAUAUGGGUUAUAAUUUUGA
Messenger RNA from Paramecium pentaurelia, 3153 nucleotides. NCBI's taxonomy places the organism in Eukaryota, Ciliophora, Oligohymenophorea, Peniculida, Parameciidae. The record is from the annotation of a GenBank genome assembly.